Caenorhabditis auriculariae is the source of this 10976-nucleotide messenger RNA. The record is from the annotation of a GenBank genome assembly. NCBI's taxonomy places the organism in Eukaryota, Metazoa, Nematoda, Chromadorea, Rhabditida, Rhabditidae.
AUGGAGUUGUAUAUUUAUAAAUUGAUCCUGAUGGGGGUCAUGAUCCUCGGCACAGUUGCUUCUGGUCUUUCUCCUUUGAAGGUUGAUUUUUGGAAAUGAAAAAAUGUUAUAAUUUCGAAAUUUUAAGAUUUUGCGAGCACUGCGCCAUCGGGCGGCCAACGCAGAAAGUUCACGUCGUCAUCGUCACGUUUCUCUUAUUCUUUGUCUUCUAACUUGCUUUUCAGGAGGUUUAUAAUGAAAGGAUUAAUCUAGGAACUGAUUUUCAGUUUUAGUUCAUCCACAUUAGCUUUCUGAGCAUUUUUUAGGGCGUAAAUUGGAAAAAAGCUGGUCAUUUUUGGUAGAAUUUUGUUAUUUUUUUGAUUUUCAGUUGUUUUAUUUUUGUUUCAACUAGUUCAACUGUUGAAAAAUGGAGAAAUGUCUUGAAAUUGAGCAAAAAUUCUCCAAAAUGGGAUAUUUUUCAAAAAAUUGAAUUUUUAAGUGUCCUUCAGGAGUUUGUGGUGAACUGUAAAAUUUCGUUUUUUUAAAUUUUUAAGUUUUUUUAAAUUUUUUUGUUUCAACUAUUUUUUUACUGCUCUAAAUAGAGAAAUGUCUUGAAAUGAAGCAAAAAAAUGCUCCAAAAAUUGAAUAUUUUUUUCAAAAAAAUUUAACGCACAUGAAUCAUUGAAAUUUUUAUGCCAUUUCCUUUCAAAUUCACUUUUUUUAAAAAAAUUUAGAAAAAUCAUAAUUUUUGCGCCAAAGCUUUUUUUCCUAGUCUCUUUUUAAGUCUCCCACUAAUUUUUGAAUGGAUUUAACCUUGAAAAAAUGAAUCUGAAGUCAGAAAAAAGCUAAUUUUAACAUUUUUCAUUGAAGGCGUGUUCCUGGCGACAUGUUUCCUGCACCUUUUCCCCGAGUUGGUGGAAAAUGUGAAGAAUUUGGACCAGAACCACGGGAUCCACAUCAAUUAUCCCAUAGCCGAGCUGCUCAGUUGCCUCGGCUUCUUUUUGCUCUUUUUCAUCGAAGAAGUCGGCUUGUUUUUUGGAAAUUGAAAGAAAUAUUGGGUUCAGCUGGUUAUAAUGCUGAUUCCUGCGAUGGCCCACAGUCACGGACAUUCUUCGGAUCAUCACCAUCAUCAUCAUCGUUCCAACAGCGGGUUUGUCUGGGAAAACUUGGGAUAAUCUUGGAAAAUCUUGGAAGAUUCGUAAAUUUUAUGUUUUAACCUUGUUUCACUACAAGGCUGGUUAUCAUACUUUUCUAACUGGCUCAAAAUUGGCCAGAAUAUCAUUUUAUUUUCAAAUAAAGUUCCUGAAAUGCUCUUCUAGUUUUUUACAAGGGCAAAAUCUCUUCAAUCGACCUUUUUUCAUUUUUGAAGGCUCCUUUAUGAAAAAAAACAGUUGGAACUUCAUUCGACACAUUCCUUAGGAAUCCCAGAGUGGUUCCUAUAGGGGUUAGAGGCCGAAAAAGUGGUAUCUAAAGGGUUUAGCCCCUAAAGCUCAAUUGGACCCUAUAGGGGUCUCGCUUAUUUGUUUAACUUUUCGCAUGGAAGUGGUUCUUCGCUUAGAGUGUAUAAAAAUUAUCGACUAGCAUGUCCCCUAUAGGGACCACUUUUGCAAGCUUCAGAGGCCCCUUCAGGGGUUGCUAAAGCGGUCCCUAGAUUCCCCUAUAGGGACCACUCUGGAGUUCCCAACUAGAAAGUAUUCUGAAAAAAAUUUCACAAAAAUAUUGAAGUUCAUAGCAUUUACUUUCCUUAUGAGAAGAAUUUUAGAAUUUUUCAUCUUUUUUUUAUUUGAGAAGUAAUCUCUUAAAGCUGAUAUUUUUUUGUGAAAUAAGUAGGGUUUUCGAACUUCUAAGACCUUAUAACUUGACUAGAAAACAGUAAAAUAUUUUAAAGUUGAAGUUAUGGUACUUCAAAGUCGUUCAAGUUCAAAUUUUUCUUCGAAUUCUACGUUUUAUUCCAUUUUUAGCGAUAGAGAACUUCCAGAAAUCAAGAAAGGGCCGGGGAAAAUGAAGAAAUCGCCGCAAAGGCCACCGAAUGCUGUAUGGCGGUCGAGGCGGCCGGCGUGUUCAAGAAAGUCGACAGUUCUUCGAAUCAGAGUGGUUUGUUUCUAGAAAAAUAGAAUUAUUUGAAAAUUUAAGAUAUUUAAAGAAAAAUUUAUUGUAAGAAUAUUUCAGGAAAAAAAGUUUAGAAGCGAAUAAUCUACGAAAAAAAUCGUCUGAAUUUUGCAAGUUUAUUAUAUUUUUUUGAGGUAUUUGACAGGAAUUUUUUUGACGUAUUUUUGAGUAGUGAAAAUCUUUUUUUGCAUUUUUUUAAAGGCGCAUGGAUCAUUUUCAAAGGUCUCGAAGCGAAAAAGUUUCUCAAAAAUUUUUGUAAAAUUUUUGGUUCAAAGGGCCCGAGAUUAAAGUCACGACCUCCCGAUGAGGAAAAUUAAUUUUCAUCCCCCUUUUUUUCAAAAAUUUCUUUGGCUACUUCCUCAAGUGUGAUUUUCGAAGAUCAAAUCAAAUAAUUUAUUAUUUUUUUGGGGGGGGAAGGGUAGGUCGCAUUUUUUUGGGGGGUAGGCCGCAGUUUGAGGGGGUAGGCCGCUUUUUGGAGGGAGGGGGGCCGCAGUUUGAGGGGUGGGGGAGAGUAGGCCGCACCCCGGGGUGGGAUCCAGCCGAUGUAUGAGUUGAAAGCAUGGCUUUACGGUCCUCCGCCUCGUUCUUCAGUCCUUUCAGUUGCUCCUUGACGAGCUCAGAAUGUAGCCGAUCUUGUGCUGGAGCCUUUGGACUGUGCUUUAGGUGGAUCGAGAGCGACCAGGGGUGACUAUGAAAACUUGCCCGGAUUUCAGGUAACCGACAGGAGGAGACGACCCUGUUGAGCGAGGAAAGUCAGUUGAACGACGGCCAUUGCCAGACACAUUGUCCCGUGACUGUCCAUGCGAGACCCUUGCGCACCGAGGAAUGUACCGCUACCACGAGGUUUAUAAUCAUUUUUUUUUUCUCCAUAAUAAUUAUUUGAAAAAAUUCUCUGACCUUCCAGUGUUUAAUAAGCACGGCGUUCCCAAACGGGGUGGCAAGACGUCAAAAAAAUUUUGGCGCGAAAUUUGAAAUCUACAGUACUUCAGCCGAAGGCGAUCGAACAAACAAGUUAACGUUGAAUAUUCAGUGUAAUUGUGACGUCACGUGACGUAAUUUUAUCCGUAGCGCGCACUAAAUUUUUUCUGUAAAUUCAGAAACUUUGACGCCUCGCUCACCUUCCCUCACCCCCAUUAGGAACGCCGUGAUAAGAUUUUAUCAGAUUUUAUAGUUUUCCGUUCCCUGAGAAAGUUUUGAUUGGAAAAUUCUGUAUAAAUCGCAUUUUUCGGAAAAAGGUUAUACUGAUAAGUUUUUAGCAUCUAGUUCUUCUCGAAUCUUUGAACUUUCUAAGAAAAAAUGGUAGAAUAUUCGAACUUAAAAACUGGCAGGCGCAACACAAAAAAUUAUUUAUUGUUUUCAAUUAUUUUCAACGUUUUUUUCUGGAUUUAAAAAGUGAAAAAAUUUUGGAUUUUCACUUUUUUCUAUACAACAGCUUCAAGGAUUUUUGAAUUACGAAGUUUUUACGUAAAUUUGUAUCAAUUUUGGAUGAAAAGGCUUCCUGCGCCUUUAAAUCGACUCAGGAAGGUUAUGAAUGAACUAUUCGCGUUUUUUAUUCGAGAAGUUUGAGAAAAAGCGGAAAAAUCCUUGGUUUCAAAAGAAAAUAAAGUAACGUUCAAUUUUGAAUGGCAAGUUCGAACUUUUGAAAAAAAAAAACGAAUUUCGAAAAUUUGAAACAGAAAGGUGACCUUCAGACGCUUAAAUCGUCAUAUUUUUUAAAUAAAUCCCCUCAAAAAAAUUCAUUCUACCUAUAGACCCUCUUUGAAUCGUGGACGACGAACUUAUGGAAGUAUUCAUCCGGUUGAAAAAAUUGAAAUGGCUACAAAACUCAACAGGCAGGAAAUUGGCGACGUCUGUCCGAUGUGUAGCGGGUUCCGAUAAUGUUCAUUAUAGUUGAUUCGCCGUUGGUUUUAGCUUGAAAAUUAAAGGAGCAGCCGAUUUUUUGAAGAAAUGGUCUUGAGAAGAUUAGAGAAAUAGUGCGCGAAGAUGAGAGAUUUUAGAGAGGCCGUUUUCUAGAGAGUUUUAUAGAUUUUUUAAAGAUCAAAAAAAAUUUGGAAACUAUCUCUGACCCUCCAAAAAUUCAGUGAUCUUUUUCACUCUCUGACGGAAAUUUUGAAUUUUGAACAUACGUGGGCUAACAGGCUGUUUUUCACUUUCGGGCCCCCCUAUUCAUUCAGAUGGCUUUCUAAGCCGCGGAAAAUGCAUCCAUAUUAUUUAUCGAGCUUUUUAAAGUACAUUUAGUGAGAAAUUCGUUGCCUAUCUUUUUGCCUAGCUCCAAACGGUAGAAAAAAUCGAGAGGAAUCGUAGAAAUAGCCUUAUAAAAAAUUCCAGAGCUGAUUAAUCGACCUGAAUUCUAGUUUAAAUGGUACCAAUGGAUGAUAUAUACAUGCUCAUAAAAUUUUUAAGCCGUUUGGAAAAAUUGAAAAAAAUAAUCAACUUCUGACCCCAUAAGAAAAAUGAUUUCUGAAAUCUACAAUUUUUUUGGCUCAAAAUCUAUAUUAAACUUGAGUUAACUCUGAAUAAGGUAUAUCCUCCAAAUUUCCAACCUUCCGGACGUUUUUUGACCAAGUUACAGUGUUUCAAAGUGUUAUCACUUGACGGUUUGCGUACCCCCCGUACUCCCCCAAAAAUCGGAAAAUCGAUCUGUUUUCAAUGUUAUUCCACAUUAUAAAGGGAGUUUUAUGAUCUGGCCAAGUUUCAGGCCGUUGGGAUGAGUUUUAAGGAAAAUAGAUUUUUGGACCACCGGGAAGGGAUAUUUUGAAAUUUUGAAUUUUUUGGCUCAAAAUCAAUAUUAAACUUGAGUUAACUCUAAAUAAGGUAUAUCCUCCAAGUUUCCAGGCUUCCGGACGUUUUUUGACCAAGUUACAGUGUUUCAAAGUGUUAUCACUUGACGGUUUGCGUACCCCCCCGUACUCCCCCAAAAUCGGAAAGUCGAUCUGUUUUCAAUGUUAUUCCACAUUACAAAGGGAGUUUUAUGAUCUGGCCAAGUUUCAGGACGUUGGGAUGAGUUUUAAGGAAAAUAGAUUUUUGGACCACCGGGAAGGGAUAUUUUGAAAUUUUGAAUUUUUUCCUCGUUUCGUUUUGCAAAUGACCUAGUGGAUGUAAGAAUGCGCGUUGAUCACGAUUUUGCUAGUUUCAAUCCAAAAAAACAGGAGAUAAAAAAGUUAUUCGGGAAACUUACCCAAAAUCACAUGUUUUUUGGAAUUUCCGAGUGUUAGAUGGAAAAUUCGAAUAAUCCAUGUUUGACUCAAUAAAGAGUAUUUUUUGUGGUUUUUAAAAACUCUGUAAUAUGAGCAAUAAUGAGCAAAAUGAGGUUUAAGAUUUUUAAAAAUUGAAUAAGAUUAUAUUGCACCUUAUUACAAACUUUGGAAGAGUUUCGUCGAUUUUAUGUCAAGAUAUAGAUUUUUGAAGGGUUCGACCGUACCCCUUUUUUUGAGCCACAGUAUCUCGAAAACGGCUUGAGUGAUGAUAUUCGGUUUUUUUUUCAAAAAAUCCUAAAAAAUCGUGUUCUACAACAUGUUUGAUUUAGAGAAAGUUUCACCCUAACGCUCAUUUUUUUUCAACUCACCCUACGGCGUUACCACACAUGUGAACGAUGAAAAAAUACAAGUUUAACAAUUAAAAAAACUAGCAAAAUCGUGAUCAGCAUACAUUCAUACAUCUACUGUGGCCCAAAAAAUUAUUUUCCUUAAAACUCAUCCCAACGGCCUGAAACUUGGCCAGAUCAUAAAAACUCCCUUUAUAAUGUGGAAUAACAUUGAAAAACAGAUCGAUUUUUCCGAUUUUGGGGGAGUACGGGGGGUACGCAAACCGUCAAGUGAUAACACUUUGAAACACUGUAACUUGGUCAAAAAACGUCCGGAAGGUUGGAAAUUUGGAGGAUAUACCUUAUUCAGAGUUAACUCAAGAUCAAUAUUGAUUUUGAGCCAAAAAAAUUCAAAAAUUUCAAAAAUAUCCCUUCCCGGUGGUCCAAAAAAAUCUAUUUUCCUUAAAAACUCAUCCAGAAGGUCUGAAACUCUGCCAGAUCAUAAAAACUCGAUUCAUAAUGUAGGAUAACAUUGAAAAACAGAUCGAUUUUUCGGAUUUCGGGGGUCUACGCUAAAAAGUUGAAAUAUUUCUGUUUUGCAGUGUUGACACCUAGCUGAAUAUACUUCCAAAAGCCCGCGAAAUAAGAUAAUAGUCUCAUUCAAUUCUUAUAUUAACUUUAAUAAUCAUUUCACAUUGAUAGUCAUCCGCGGGGGGGUACGUACUUUUUCGAGGGGAGUACGUACUUUUUCAAGGGGGGUACGUGAUGACGUCACAAAAAGUAGUUGGUUAGCCCAUGUAUGAUUUUGAAAAUUUUAUAAAGCCGGCGGUGAAUCAACUAUGUAAAUCAUCAAAUUUUAACCCUCUGUUUUGUCUUUUUUUUCUCCAAGACACGUGAAAUCCAAUCGAUCCUGUCAUUCUUACCCCCAUAAUAUUUGAAACAGCAAUUUCAUGUUUUUUUAUAGUUUUUUUUAUGAUUUCAGAACAUUCGCGACCCUUACCUUUGCUGAGCCGGAACGUUGCGAAACCAAUUGCGAGAAAGGUGAUUUUUUUGGUUGAUUAUUGAUUUUUUUAUUGAUUUUUGUUGGUAAAAUGUCACUUUUUUUCCAGUAUUUGUAUCAAUUUUAAGCGUGAAUAGAGCUUUUUUUCCCUAUUUUUUUCAAGAAAAAUUCGGUUAUUUUUUUGGCAAGAAAUUGAAUGGGAGUAUGGUGAGAAGGCUGGAAAAUAACUGAAAAAUUUUCUGGAGCUCGGAAAAAAAAAAAUGAAAAUGCCUAAAAAUUGCCUCAAAACUUCAAUUUCUCUUCUGAAGACGAUUUUUUUUAAAUUUUAAGGGUUUUUUUCUGCCUUUUUUUCAUGUGUUUUUUUAUUUGCAAUUUUCACAAUUAUCAAUAAAAAAAUUUUUUUCCCGAAACUUGAUUUUUUUGAACUAUAAUACUAAUUUUUUUGAAAAAAAUGUACAUUUUUUUCAGUUUUUUUACACUCAAAAAAAGUGCUUUUUCCUUCGUUUUUUUCGUGAAAAAAAUUAGCGAUUAUUGUGAAGAAGGUGUUUGAAAUGAGGCUAGAAGGUUGAAGAAUAAAUGAAAAAAAUAACCUGGAGCUUUAAAAAAAGUCUCAAAACUUGAAUUUUUUUCUCUAAAAAAUUGGGAUUUUUUUGGCGAUUUUUUUGUAUUUUGGAGGAUUUUUCUGGUUUUUUUCAUGUGUAUUUUAUUCGAAAUAUUCAGAUUUAUCAAUAAAAUUUGUUCUUGAAACAUGAUUUUUUUGAACUAAAAAAAUCUUAAUCUUUCAAAAAAAGUAUAUAAAUUGAAGUUUUUUUGGAUUCAAAUGCAUAGAAAAAGUUGAAAUUUUUUUAAUUUUUUUCUGAAAAGUUUUUUUAUUUUUGUUCAAAUUAGGAAAAAUUUAGCAUGAAACUGAAGCUCUCAUAAUCCUUCAAAACUCGAAAAAACAAUGAUAAUCGAUCAAAUUUCAGUAAAAGAAGACCCCCCAAUCCUGAUGAAGUCUCAACCUCACGCCCAUUCUCACGGAAUCCGAUCGAUAACCUUCGUUUUGGCCCUCGGAAUCCACUCGAUAAUAGAAGGGAUUGCUUUUGGUGUUAUGGUUGGUUUUAUCGAUCCCUAGGGAGAAAUCCGGGCAAGGUGGCCCGGCUGCGAAGAAGUUCGCCCUUUUUUGUCCUUUUUUUUACUUGUCAGUUUAUAGUUUCUGGCAGGGCGGGCCGACCCGGGCCAGAGUCCCCUUUUUUACGGAAAGCCCGCUCUUUUUUUGAUUUGAUAGAAAAUAUUCAGACAGGGCGGGCCAACCCGGCAACGAAAAAGCCCGCCCUUUUUCAUCCUUAAGUAAACUUGUAAUUUUAAGUUCAUAGUUUCUGCCAGGGCGGGCCAACCCGUGCCUGAUCCCCAAUUUUUGCAAAAAGCCCGCACUUUUUUGUCCCUUUUUACUCGUAAAUUGAUAGUUUCGGUCAGGGCGGGUUGACCUGGCCCUGAGCUUUAUUUUUUGUAGAAAUGUCCACCCUUUUUUGUCCUUAUUCAAAUUUUUACUUGUCAGUUCAUAGUUUCUGUCGAAUUUUGAGUGAAAAAAUGGCCGAAAACGUGAUUUUUCAAGUAAAAAGGCCUUUUUAACUUGAAGAAAACGCGCUCUUAUCGGGCUGACCCCGGGUCGGCUCCCGUAAAGCCCGUAAAAACCCCGAAUCCAUAGAUUCUGUUGAACUUCAAGUGAAGAAAGAACACAACAAUUGAUUUUUCUCGUAAAAAAGUUAAUUAAAAUUCGCACGAAUCGGGCUGGCCCCGGGAGCUAACGGGCCAGCCCUCGGACAAUCCGGACAAAUCCCGAUAUCAUAGAUUCUGGUGAACUUCAAGUAAAGAAAGAACACAACCCAUGGUUUUUCUCGUAAAAAAUUGUUCAGCCUACUGAAAAUGUGCUUUUAUCGGGCUGACCCCGGGAGCUAAAGCCCUCGUUUAAGCCCUCGUAAAGCCCGGACAAAUCCCGAUAUCAUAGAUUCUGUUGAACUUUAAGUGAAGAAAGAACACAACACUUGGUUUUUCUCGUAAAAAAGAAGGAUAUGGGGCUUGAAGAAAAUCAAUGCUCAUUGGGCCGCCCCCGGGAGCUAACGGGCCGGCCCUCGGACAACCCUGAAAAAGAAACCGAAUUUUCAGACGAAUAAAACGGAAACCACAGCCCUUUUUAUCUCACUCAUGGUCCACAAACUGAUCGUCGCAUUUUCCGUUGGCCUUCAAUUGGCCCGAACUCACGCUCAUCAGUUGAAAUGGGUGAGUUUUCUAUUUAUCGAUUGCUCGGGACAAAAAAAAAAAAUCGAUUUUUGCACCCGAGUGAUGACCAUUUUGGAUGUUGUUCCAAGCUGAAAAAUGUGGAAAAAUCGAAAAUUUUUGAUGUUUUUUUCAGUAUUUUCUGAAGAAAAACGGAAAAAUCUGAAAUUUGAAUGCGAAAAUUUAGUUUUCCACCUUUUUCAGUGAGUACAUGAAGCUUUGGAUUUUUGAGUAAAAAAAGUUUUUUUUAUACGUAAUUCUUUGUUUUUUUAAUUCUACCUGUAGAAUUUCUUCAUUUUGGUCCUGGAAAUUGAAAAAUUUUUGAAUAAUUCAUCAUUUAAUCUUAUACAAAUCCGAUUAGAAUUUUAUUUUUUUUGAGAUGUUUUUUUGAAAAAAAGAAGAGUAAUUUGGAUGGAUUCUUUCUUUUUUUUUUGAUCAAUAAAAUUUUGGCCAAGGUUUGACGAUCCCCCAUAUGCUUUUUGUUCUGCUCUCGUUGAUUUGAAAAUGAUAAAUUGAUCAUUUUUUCUUCCUCAGGUGAUAUUUUCGAUCCUGACCCUGGCCCUGAUGACUCCGCUCGGAGCUCUAGUCGGCAUGGCCGUGGCGGGAGUUGGGGACGACAUCGAGGGCAAGAACGCCCUCUGGAAGGACGCCACCAUCACGAUCCUGCAGGGCCUCGCCGUCGGCACCUUCCUCUAUGUCACCUUCUUCGAGGUAAAUCGGGAAAUUAACAAAUCUUUUAGGUUUUCUAACUAGUAAAAUGUUUUUAAAGAAGCUAAUUUUAAUGAAAAUCUCAAAAAAUUGGCUUAUUAGUUCCAUUUUUCCCCUCUAAGGGAAGCUUCAUUGUAGCGAUUCUCUAGAUUUAACGAAGAAUUUUAGAAAAUUGGCUCAAAAAUUAGUAAAAACCCAUCUUAUCCACCUCGGGAAGAUUUUAUGGGUAUCUUGACAGCUUGUCACGUUUUUGUCUUUUUUUUUCGAGUAUAAAUCAGAAACUUGUAUUUUUCCUUGUGGAAAUCUAUCCAACAGGGCUUAACAGAAACUUGGCUCCGAACUUUUGAACCGCCUCCGGAAGCGGUUAUAGGAAGUUUGAUGGAUUGUCACGUUUUUGUCUUUUUUUUUGAGCUAGAUAGAGAACUUUCAUUUUUCCUUGUGGGAAUCUGUUCAACGGGGCUCGAUUUAACAGAGAAAAUUAAAGAAAUUUGGCUCCAAAAUUCGAAAAAAAAAAGCUUGGGAAGCUUUUUUAGGAAAUUUAACAGCUUGUCACGUUUUUGUCUUUGUGUCACCUUUUUCCGAAAGAUCAACAAAACUGUAUAUUUCAUCAACCUAGUGAGAAUUUGAUCAACGGGGCUCAAUUUAUCAAAAAGAAUCAGAAAAUUUAUAAAAUCGCCCAGUCCGCCUCGGAAGGUUUUUAUGAAGAAAUUCACGACAGUUUCUUUUUUUCCAGCGAAAAUUUGGCGUAUAUUCCAUUUUGAGGAAUUUUGCAGUUUUUUUUUUGGGUCUCGAAGUGAAAGUGCAAUAAAUAGGAAACAUCUCCUAUAGGGCAAAAGGAAAUAGACCCUAUAGGGGCCGAUAAAGUGUUCCCUAUAGUGAUAAAAUCAAGGUGCUCGUCAUAGGGGUUAAUGGUCUGACCCCUUAGUCCCUAAAGCUUAAGUGGACCCUAUAGGGGUUUUCAAAUUUCAUUCCGAAAGCGUUUAUGGAUUUAGUUCUUCGCAUAGAGUUUAUAAAAGUUAACGACUAGCAUGUCCCCUACAGGAAUCACCAACUAAAACACCUAUAGGGACCACUUUUGCAUGCUUUAGUGGUCCCUGUAAGGGUUAUUAAAGUCGUCCCUAGAGGGGCCCUUCAAGGGCUUGCCAAAGAGGUUCUCUCAGAAAACAGUUUUUGGGUAUCUUUUUAUUGAGGGUUGUCUGGAGCCUUUUCUACCCUUUCCGACGUUGCCUAUGAUGUCAUGAAAUUUUAAAUCCCUCAAUUUUUCAGGUCCUCCUGCACGAAAGGGACAACGAACACCCGAACCUGCUCAAGCUUUUCGUCAUGUUCGUCGGCUUUUCCAUAAUCGGCGGCCUGCGACUUCUCGACGGCCACGAACACAGCCAUUCCCACGCCCAACAUUGA